Molecule: messenger RNA, 1416 nt
Organism: Botrytis fragariae
Lineage: Eukaryota; Fungi; Ascomycota; Leotiomycetes; Helotiales; Sclerotiniaceae
Product: putative isoaspartyl dipeptidase protein
Exons: 3
Coding region: 1-1416 (471 amino acids)
Biological process (GO): response to oxidative stress
Molecular function (GO): heme binding; peroxidase activity; hydrolase activity, acting on carbon-nitrogen (but not peptide) bonds
Source: RefSeq, a predicted model, not a curated record
AUGGAAACCCUAUCCACCAUCUCUCCGCCUUCCAGCAUUACUCCUCGCAAUAUGGACCCCAUUGCCUCUUUAAACUUCCACUUCUCUCUCCUCCCCAUCCCAUACUCAAUCCUGGGCACCUCUCCCACCUCCAAACUUCUCUUCCUCAACAUCACCAUUCUCGACUCUACCGGUCGUGAUCCAUUUCCCGGUGAUGUAUUGAUAUGUGGUGAACGAAUCAGCUUCGUGGGUUCUCUCUCCAACCUUGAGCGAGAAAAGUUACUCGAGGACCCACAUGUGCAGAUAUUCGAAGGGAGGGGUCGCACAUUAAUGAGCGGACUAGGGGAUGCUCAUACACAUCUCACAUGGAACGGGGGAGAUUUGAAUGCGCUUGGGGAACUGGCAUGGGAGGAUCAUAUGCUCCUUACGGCCAAGAGUGCGAAGUGUUAUUUGGAUUCAGGGUAUACUAUGUGUUUUGGAGCGGCAUCCGCAAAAGACGAUCUAGAUGUGGCCAUCCGCGAUGCUAUUAACGCGGGAGAUAGCCCCGGACCUCGGUACCUAGCCAAUGGUAUGGAGAUAGCGAGGAGAGAUGGAGAUUUAGUUCCAGGUAUCACAGCGUAUGCUGAUGGUCCAGAUGAAAUGAGGGAAGUUAUUAAAAAGCACGUUCGUCUUGGCGUCGAUCAGAUCAAGCUGAGUAUGAGCGGGGAAGAGGUUAGUCCGCCUCUGUUUCUUAUCAACCCUCAAACUAAUGGGAAUUAUGAGAUCACAGAAAAUAGAUCAGCUCAAGAUUGUUACUUCUCCGACGAAGAAACAGCAGCAUGUGUAGAAGAAGCACAUAAUCUCGGACGAAGACUCUGUGCGCACGCACGAGCUCGAGAUUCUGUAAAAAUGUGCGUGAAACAUGGCGUUGACGUGUUAUAUCACGCAUCCUAUAUUGACGAAGAAGGUAUGGAUAUGCUUGAAGCGAAAAAAGAUAAACACAUCGUUGCACCUGGGAUAAAUUGGCUGAUUGCAACUUUAAAUGACGCCAGCGAAUUUGGAUACUCGCAUGAGAAAGCCUCACAAGUAGGUUAUCGAAAGGAACUCGAAGCUGCCAUCCACGGUCUCCGAGAAAUGCACAAACGAGGAAUCGUGGUUCUUCCUGGAGGUGAUUAUGGAUUUGCGUGGACACCUCAUGGAACAUACGCACGAGAUCUCGCUCAUUUCGUAAAUCUUCUCGGGUUUACUCCUAUGGAAGCUAUCAUUGCUGCUACUGCAGGAGUGGCUAAGCUUUUCAUGAGAGAACAUGAGUUAGGGAAGAUUCAAGAGGAGUUCUAUGCCGAUUGUAUCUUGGUUGAUGGAAAUCCUUUGGAGGAUAUCACGAUUUUGCAGGACCAGGAGAAGUUGAAUGUGAUUGUCAUUAAUGGGAGAGUACAUAAGGGAGAGGGAAGGAAGUAG